AUGCUGUUGCUUCUGCUGCGGACGGCGGUCGCAUUUUCCGACAUCCACAACUCGGUCAUCGGUUUACCGCAAAUCACUUGCGAACGUGAUUACAUCAAGUUUGAGGUGCAGACGGAGAAGCCGUUUCGGGGCAAGGUAUUUGUCAAGGGCGAGUACACGAAUGUCCACUGCUCAAGAACCUACAAUCAGGGACGGGUGGUGCAGGAUGGGGGCAAUACGGGAGGCUCCAAAAACAACAACAACGCCUUCGACACCUCGGGACGAAUAUCUGCAGGCCGGAUAAUUGGACCGGAUGGACGUGAGAUUCCUCUGGACGGCGCGAAUCCACAGCGAGAGGCUGAGGAUCAUAAUAGUGGUGGGCCCAGGGGUGCCGGAUUUUUUGAGCCGACGACGACACCGCAUGGAGGAUUUGCCGGUGCUAGUGGACAGUUGGAGGAGCUGGAGGAGAUCAUACUUCGAAUUCUGGCGCUGGAUUUGGCGCCGGACAUGCUGAAGGAGGUCAAGCCGGACAAUCCGGAUCAGGAUUUGGAGGCGGACAUACCGGGGGAGGACAAUCUCGACAAUCCGGAGGCGGAUUUGGGUCCGGAAACUCUGGCGGAAGUGGUUCCAGCGGAAAUGCUGGAACAAAAUUCGGAAGCGAACAAGCUGGUGGAGGUCAAAACGGAAAUUUCGGAUCUGGAUUUGGCUCCGGAAACGUCGGAAAUAAUGCCGGAUCUGGCGGUCAAUUCAAUGGAGCUUCCGGAAGCGCUCACGGCGGCAGUUUUGGUUCCGGAAAUUCCGGAAAUUCGGGAUCAAAUGGAGGGAUCGUCCGGAAGCGGAACCGGUGCUUCUAACCCUAACGAAAUCGACGGUGCUGAUCACGAAUGGGUCCAAAGUACUCGAGCUCCACCCACAUCAGCCGCUCAAUUCUUGAAUCCCCUGGCUGGAGAUGCUCAGGGAAAGAUCUUCCCCUCGCAAUGCCCGACAACAUGCGCACCAUGUGCGGCUUGUGAGCAAGAAGAUGAACAUAGCUCGAGGGGGCGGAGACAGGCCCAAAACUCCGUGAGCCUCCAGGUGCCGCUUGGGGAGUGUCGAGCAAAGAGAGAUCGUGUGGUCACACCUCCCGGCGUAUACGUCUCGUUCGUGGCGGUCAUCUCCUUCCACGAGAGCUUCAUCACCAAGCUCGACCGUGCCUAUCAUAUCCGAUGCGCCUAUCAGGAAUCAAAUAAGACUGUCGAGACAAGCAUCGAUGUCAGUAACCCUCCAGCAGAAGACUUGCCAGGUCAAGUUCCACCCCCGCAAUGUCGAUACCGUUUGAAAACCCCUGACGGUGUGGAGAUCCGAAAUACGAAUGUCCAGGUCGGAGAUGUGGUUCGACACGAAUGGAGUUGCGACACGCCAUUAACAGAGAUGUUCGGGCUCCACGUCCAUUCGUGCUACGUCGAAGACGGAAAGGGCGAUCGCCAGUUGUUGAUCGAUGAGAAAGGAUGCUCGGUCGACACUGACGUCGACGCGUUCGUCUUCAAAUUCCCCGACCGGGAGACGCUCGACUUCCAGUGCAGCAUGUCACUGUGCACACAUACGGACAACAGCUGCGACGGGCUUACGCCCCCAGUCUGCGGCGGUACUUCUGUAAGCAGAGUCCGGCGCCAGACUACAAAUUCUACGCGUCGAACCCCGGAAUGGACGUUACACUCCCCAACGUUGACGGUGGUUGACAUUGACAACAAUAUGGACCGGACUUCGCCAUCCGCCUGGGCCCUACCCCCGCCCGUCGUGGCCCCAUCCGAGAUGUGCCUGUCCAUAGGCGCAUUCGGAGUGCUAAUCUCGGCUUCAACAUUCCUGGCCACAAUCUCCAUCGGCGCCAUCAUUGCCUUCAUCUUCUAUAGAAAACAAACCACCUAC
Mesorhabditis spiculigera is the source of this 1884-nucleotide messenger RNA. The record is from the annotation of a GenBank genome assembly. Lineage: Eukaryota; Metazoa; Nematoda; Chromadorea; Rhabditida; Rhabditidae.